Molecule: messenger RNA, 861 nt
Organism: Cooperia oncophora
Lineage: Eukaryota; Metazoa; Nematoda; Chromadorea; Rhabditida; Trichostrongylidae
Source: the annotation of a GenBank genome assembly
AUGAAUGCAGUUCUUUCACGUUCAAGUUCCCUCAUUUCUUCGUUUGGCUUGAAUCGUUGUCCACAAUCGUUCAUCGCAACAACAAGUAGUUGCUAUAAGGUACCAUUUCAAAAGAAGAAACCACCAUUUUUGAAGAAACGAGAAUCUUCCUCUGUGCAAGCAGUCUCAUCUAAGGUGCUCUCGGUUGCUUCGAUGUCCUCAGCUCAGCAUGGAGCACCGAAACUGUCGCAGGAAUUCGAUUAUCUUCUAGUGUUAGAUUUUGAAGCAACGUGUUGUGAAGACGGGAAAAUAUUACCAUUCCAGGAAAUCAUAGAGUUCCCUGUUGCGAAGCUUGACACUCGGACAUGGGAGGUUAACGCUUAUUUUCACCAAUACGUUAGACCAACUGUCAAUCCGGACCUUACGUCGUUCUGCACUCAUCUUACUGGUAUAAUCCAGGCAAUGGUCGAAAACCAACCUACUAUUGACCAAGUUCUCAACGAUUUCGAUGACUGGUUGAAAAAGGAAGGUGUUCUUGAUUCUCGUUUUGCCUUUGUGACAUGCGGUGACUGGGACUUGGGUGUAAUGUUACCUUCGGAGUCGGCGAACAAACACUUGUCACUUCCAAGCUAUUUUGAUAAAUGGAUCAACGUGAAGAAGUCAUAUUGUGAGCAUAGUGGGACAUUUGCCAAGGGCCUAAGGGACCUGUUACGGAUAUACAAUUUGCAACAUGCUGGACGUCUGCAUAGUGGUAUAGAUGAUGUGAAAACCAUAUGUGCUUUAACGUCAGCCAUAGCUAACGAGGGAUACGUUUUCAGAAUCAACGGCUCGAGAACUGACGAUUUGGAGCGAAAACGGAUUUUCAAAAAUGUCUCCGUAUAG